Molecule: messenger RNA, 3678 nt
Organism: Cercocebus atys (sooty mangabey)
Lineage: Eukaryota; Metazoa; Chordata; Mammalia; Primates; Cercopithecidae
Gene: DEF8
Product: differentially expressed in FDCP 8 homolog (mouse)
Exons: 13
Coding region: 27-1640 (537 amino acids)
Source: RefSeq, a predicted model, not a curated record
UCCAGCGCAGCCGGGAGGCCGGGCAGAUGCGGGGCGGCGCGGCGGCGGUCAGCAGGUGGCGAACCCACGGCCAGGCUUCCGUGGCGAGCAGCCCUAGAGGAAUGACCGUCCUGUCCCUGAGAGCCCCUGGGCCCUGGCAGGCGAUCCAGGUAUGGGCAGACAGGGCGCUGUUGACUCCGCACACCGCGGUGACUUCUCAGGUUCUGGGGGUGGCAGCUGCAGUGGUGACACCACUUCCUGGUGGUCACACCGCGGGCAGGGCGCGGGAGGCCAGGUGGGAUGCUAUGGAAUAUGAUGAGAAGCUGGCCCGGUUCCGGCAGGCACACCUCAACCCCUUCAACAAGCAGUCUGGGCCAAGACAGCAUGAGCAGGGCCCUGGGGAGGAGGCCCCGGACAUCACUCCUGAAGAGGCCCUGCCUGAGCUGCCCCCUGGGGAGCCAGAGUUCCGCUGCCCUGAACGCGUGAUGGAUCUCGGCCUGUCUGAGGACCACUUCUCCCGCCCUGUGGGUCUGUUCCUGGCCUCUGACGUCCAGCAGCUGCAGCAGGCGAUCGAGGAGUGCAAGCAGGUGAUUCUGGAGCUGCCUGAGCAGUCUGAGAAGCAGAAGGAUGCCGUGGUGCGUCUCAUCCACCUCCGGCUGAAGCUCCAGGAGCUGAAGGACCCCAAUGAGGAUGAGCCAAACAUCCGAGUGCUCCUUGAGCACCGCUUCUACAAGGAGAAGAGCAAGAGCGUCAAGCAGACCUGUGACAAGUGUAACACCAUCAUCUGGGGGCUCAUCCAGACCUGGUACACCUGCACAGGGUGUUAUUACCGCUGUCACAGCAAGUGCUUGAACCUCAUCUCCAAACCCUGUGUGAGCUCCAAAGUCAGCCACCAAGCGGAAUACGAGCUGAACAUCUGUCCUGAGACAGGGCUGGACAGCCAGGAUUACCGCUGUGCCGAGUGCCGGGCACCCAUCUCUCUGCGGGGUGUGCCCAGUGAGGCCAGGCAGUGUGACUACACCGGCCAGUACUACUGCAGCCACUGCCACUGGAACGACCUGGCUGUCAUCCCUGCACGCGUGGUGCACAACUGGGACUUUGAGCCUCGAAAGGUAUCUCGCUGCAGCAUGCGCUACCUGGCGCUGAUGGUGUCUCGGCCCGUGCUCAGGCUCCGGGAGAUCAACCCUCUGCUGUUCAACUACGUGGAGGAGCUGGUGGAGAUUCGCAAGCUGCGCCAGGACAUCCUGCUCAUGAAGCCGUACUUCAUCACAUGCAGGGAGGCCAUGGAGGCUCGUCUGUUGCUGCAGCUCCAGGAUCGGCAGCAUUUUGUGGAGAACGACGAGAUGUACUCUGUCCAGGACCUCCUGGACGUGCAUGCCGGCCGUCUGGGCUGCUCGCUCACCGAGAUCCACACGCUCUUCGCCAAGCACAUCAAGCUGGACUGCGAGCGGUGCCAGGCCAAGGGCUUCGUGUGUGAGCUCUGCAGAGAGGGCGAUGUGCUGUUCCCGUUCGACAGCCACACGUCUGUGUGCACUGACUGCUCUGCCGUCUUCCACAGGGACUGCUACUACGACAACUCCACCACGUGCCCCAAGUGUGCCCGGCUCAGCCUGAGGAAGCAGUCGCUCUUCCAGGAGCCAGGUCCCGACGUGGAGGCCUAGCACUGAGGAAGCGUGCUGGGCACCCUGCCUGGCCCGCCGGGACCCACCCUGCCAACGUCAAGUUGUUCGUCCUGCUCUGGAGACCCCUGGGGUGUGGCCCCUGGACCCCUCCACCCCUGCUGGGUGGGCAGUGUCGAGGACCGAGGGGGUGGGUAGUGUCAGGGACCGUUGUCUCCCAGGUGCUUGCUGGGACUCGGGGCGGCCGCACCUGGGUGUGCUGCUGUGAGGGGUCCUUGCGUGGCCCCCAUCCUUCCCCCAAUGGGCAGGGAGUUGGGGGGACAUCUCACCUCCCCCAUGGCACAGAACCCUCCACACCCCUGGACCAGGGCAUCUGGGCCCUAGAGAUUCCACAGCUCCCGUCCUGGCCACCCUGGAAACUCAUCAGGCCAAGACUCCGAGAGAGCUUCAGAGGAGAGUUGAGUAACACCUGAGGAUGUGGCUGCACACACCCAGCCGAGGGCUGAGUCUCACCUGCAGUGGGGUUUCGGCUCUGCCUGGAGGCUCCAUCCCUUUCAGCCACUCGGGGACUUCCGGUUGUCCCCAGCUCGGGCUGUUCACAGUUGUCACCUGUAGACCUGCCUCUACCCUGGCCUGAGAUUCAAAGGCCUCACUGGGUGGUCAGUCCAGUGGGGUUACCUGUUGUUUCUGUACAGCAGCAGGGACGGGGGCCGUGGAGCUUUUCCCUGCUGGGCGCUCCUGCCUUGGCCCAGCCCCUUUCCUGGUGCUCCAAGCUGGGAGGCCGUGGCCCCAGCCUGAGGAGGGUGUCCUGGCUUCCAGGUGUGGAGCAGGGACUAUGUGCUGUGGGAGGUUUCAGUGAGGCGAUGGAAUCCUACAGGGGUCCGGUGGCAUUUCUUGGAACCAGAUUUGCCUGAGGAACUCGGUCCUGCUGCCUGUGGAGGCCUCUAGAUAGCUCGGGAACGACCAGCCAGUGGCCUUUUGUUUGGGGGCCUGAGGUCAAGAGCUGGGAGUAUUUGCUCGACAGCCCAUUCAGGAAGAUCAGGGCAGGGGCGUGUGGGAGGUCCCUCACUCCACAGGACAGAGGCCCCUGGACAGCAGAGGAAACCUACGGCUCUGGGUGAGGGGACACUUGGCUUUGGUGUUUGCACUUUACGGAUCCUGCGGUCCACGAGGGGCCUCAGGAGAGGACAUGUCAGGACAUGGCUUCCCAGCCUCCUACCGUGGGAAGUGGGGGUGCUCCUGUCUGUCCUUUUCCCCCACACCCUGGACUGCACUUGGCUGUUGGUGCACAUGGUUGGCACACAUGGUGGGCAGAGGGCAGAGAAUGUCACUGCUUGGAUAUUUGUCCCCUUUGACCAGGAAGCCCAAGAGGAGACACCUCAGCCAGCAGAAAGGCCACCCAGCUCACUGGCUCAUUCCAGGAGCGGGAGACACGGCAGGGUCUCCUCUUUGCCCUCCGCCAUCAGGAAGGGGAUGGUGUCCUCUCCCCACUGUGGUGGCUUUAGGCGAGGUUCUUACUGUCUGCUCUGCCUCGGUUUCCCCAUCUGGAAAAUGGGGGCAGGGGUACUGACCUACCUCAGGUGGCAAGGUGAGCAGGGAACAUGUUGGAGUCCUUUAGAGAGUGUGAUGUGAGGUUGGAUCAACAGUGUGUGUUCCUGUCCUGCUUCCCCUUCCUCUUUGGGGCUGAGGAGGGGGUUAAAGGCCAAAUGCUGUUUCCCAACACCCCGAAGUCUGCACACGUCUCAUGAAUGCAUCAUACUUCUGUCAUAUGGAUAUUAGCCAUUCCGAAAUCUGUGUAAUCAACUUCACAUUAUUCAAGUUUCAAAUCACUGUGUCCGUAGAAAAAUUAUACUGGCAUUUGCUGGACAAAGGGUUGGGCCCCUUUUAUUUUUACCUGCCACCCAGCAUCUCCCCCACCUGCCCCUUCUGGGUGACACAGUCUGUAAACAGAAUCAUGUAAGGGUCUUUGUCUGAGUCUGUAGCACAGCAGGAGAAGCCCAGCAAGGACCCAGUUUGCACCUGAGGGAUGCCCAGUUGUAACAAUGCUGCUGUCACUGUCUCAUUAAAUAUAUGUCCUUUC